This is a messenger RNA of Metarhizium album ARSEF 1941, 2949 nucleotides long. RefSeq names its product Oxysterol-binding protein. The record is from RefSeq and is a predicted model, not a curated record. The transcript is spliced from 3 exons. Lineage: Eukaryota; Fungi; Ascomycota; Sordariomycetes; Hypocreales; Clavicipitaceae. Gene Ontology annotation, cellular component: cytosol; intracellular membrane-bounded organelle; plasma membrane. Gene Ontology annotation, biological process: exocytosis; ER to Golgi ceramide transport; endocytosis. The coding region runs from base 1 to 2949 and encodes 982 amino acids. Gene Ontology annotation, molecular function: sterol binding.
AUGGCCGGUAUUGAGAAGCUCGAGGUUCAUAGCAAGUCGUACAUAGUCCGCUGGGUGAGAGUCGACCAAGACAAUACUCUCUCGUGGAGUGUGCAGCCCAACAAAAAGUCCAUCAACUUCGGUAUCGUGAAACAUCCAGGCAGCGGCGCAGCGACACUCCUCUCGGCGACUGGUGACGUGCUCGACAGUGCUCCUGUUCAGGGCACCACAGACGGCAAGGGAAGUCGAUUUGCGAAGAAGGAGACCACCGCACAAGACUUGCUGAUCAGCAAGGGCUUCAUCCCGAUCCUGUGGCAUGGGAAGUGCGAAGCGGACAAGGUUUCCAGGGGUACACACGAUGUUCAUGUCGGCGAUGGUGGCAUGUAUGGGCUAGUUUUUGAUAACACCUUUUCCAAACAAACCUCCAAGACAGCCACAUUCGUUGUCCUCACAUAUCCGACUGGGGCACCACCCCAGACAACCAACAACCUACCGAACCUGCAAUUGCCGAAUGCUGAGACCAGCCAGUCUAGCCUGGGAAAGUAUGGGACUCCUCAAAAUGAGAAUGGUCCCUCCGCCUCGGUCGACAGUCUUCCAAGUCAGGGUCGCAAGCGGGCGCAAUCUUCGGCUGCGAAGAGUGAUGCCACGAUAGCGCCGCUGAAUUACCAUGUUGGUACACUUUCAAAGAGACGACGCAAGAAGAGACAAGGCUAUGCUCGCCGCUUCUUUUCAUUGGACUACUCAACCUGCACUCUGUCAUACUAUUACAAUCGAAACUCAUCUGCCCUGCGUGGAGCUAUCCCUCUCAGCUUGGCUGCCAUCGCCGCCGAUGAGCGCAGAAGAGAAAUCAGCAUCGACUCUGGCGCUGAAGUUUGGCAUUUGCGGGCACCAAAUGACAAGGAAUUUCAGGACUGGGCACAGGCACUGGAGAGGGCUAGUCGCCUUGCUCGAGGUCUAGACACGCUGGCCAAGCCCUCGAGGCCUGCUCUGAAGCUUGACGAUCAUCACCUCGACAAGACACAAGAUUUGUGCCAUAGUGAAACCGUUGAAUGGCAGCAGGUUGAGACGCUAGUCAGCCGUGUCGUGGGCACGCGCGAUGCUCUCCGCCGGCUGACGAAGGAAGUUUCCCACUUGCCGAGGCCUUCACCAAGCGGACAGUUCCUGUCACCCGGCCUUGGAACCCCAAGCGAAGAGAGCCGGGACAGUUACUUCCCUGCGACAGUGGAAAAGAAGCCAUUCUGGAAACGAAAGUCUAGUGCCCCAGGUUUGUCAAGCUCUCCCACUCCGCAAACCACAGCGUCAGGCCUGGCUCUGCCUUCCCCCGGCAGUGCCACCAGCGGUGCGGGAACCGUGGCCCGCCAGGUGUCUAGGCGAAGGUCUCGUGGAGGAGCUCAAGAGGAGAAGUCUCUGCACGAUCACUGUGGAGCCCUACUGUCUGAUCUUGACUCCGUCGUCUCCGAAUUCACUGCUCUGAUUGCCAACAGCAAGAGACGUCGUUUGCCACUCACCCCGUCUGCCGAGGGUGCUUCCCGCAUGAGUAUCGAAACGACAUCUACGGAUGAAUUCUUUGAUGCUGAGGACGCGAAAUCCGGCGUCGUCAAGAUCGAUGGCAGCGAGGACGAAUCCGCCGAGACCGAGGCCGAGGAGGAAUCUAUCCACGAAAGCUCAUCCAUUUCCUCCAUCGAAGACGAAGAGGGGGUUGGCAUAGAGGGCGCCGGCGAUGUUUAUCCCGUCAGGCCAAAGAAUCUCAGUCCUCUGCCUCUUGACAAAGCCGUGACACGAAGAAGUGGAAUACCGCCUGCGCUGGUCCAACCACCAAGUCUUAUUGCAUUCGUUCGCAAGAACGUUGGAAAGGAUCUCAGCACGAUCAGCAUGCCCGUGUCCGCCAACGAGCCCAUAUCUUUGCUUCAGAAGGUUGCCGAGUCACUCGAAUAUGCUCAGCUUUUAGACAAGGCCUGUAGACAGAAAAGCCCGACAGAGCGGCUACUCUUUGUUACGGCGUUUGCUGUGUCUCAGUUCAGUGGUGGUCGAGCCAAAGAACGAGCCAUUCGCAAACCGUUCAACCCUCUUCUUGGUGAGACGUUUGAACUGGUCAGGACGAACAAGGAAACACCGGGGGGUUUCCGAUUGCUCGUGGAAAAGGUUCAGCAUCGGCCGGUGAGGCUAGCCAUGCAAGCGGACUCGGCAAACUGGUCAUUCUCGCACUCGCCGGCUCCAGGACAAAAGUUCUGGGGCAAGAGUGCCGAAAUCACCACCGAUGGUCGCGUCCGGGUUGUCCUACGCUUGACAGACGGCAAUGACGAGCUGUACUCGUGGAACGUAGCGACCAUGUUCCUGCGCAACGUGGUCAUGGGUGAAAAGUACGUCGAGCCUGUCGGAUCAAUGCACGUAUCCAACGACACGACCGGCCACAAAGCCAAUGUCGAAUUCAAAAGCAAAGGCAUGUUUGGUGGCCGCGCCGAAGACGUCCAUGUAACUACGUUCAGUCCGGACGGCGGCGACACAGGCAGUGGCCUUGCAGGGACCUGGACGGGCGGCCUUAAAAGCGUCGGUCCCGGCAAAGCAGCCAGCGAAGAGAUUUGGGAAGUGGGCGAAAUGGCAGACAACCCAUCUCGAACCUACGGCAUGACGCUCUUUGCGGUGAGUCUCAACGAAAUCACCGAGAUUGAAAAGGGGAAAAUAGCACCGACGGACACGCGACUCCGCCCUGACCAGCGCCUCGCUGAAAAGGGAGACUUGGAUGGAGCUGAGAAGUGGAAACAUAACCUCGAGGAGGCGCAACGUGCUCGGCGGCGAGAGAUGGAGGAUAAGGGACAUGUCUAUCGGCCGAGGUGGUUUGUCAGGGCAGAGGAUAGUCCCGAUGGCGAGGAAGUGUGGAAGAUAAAGACGGGCAAGGAGGGCUACUGGGAGGAAAGGGCAAAGGGAACUUGGAGCGGAGUACAAGAAUUGUUUGACGUGCCCGAGUUGUAG